Molecule: messenger RNA, 2701 nt
Organism: Carassius auratus (goldfish)
Lineage: Eukaryota; Metazoa; Chordata; Actinopteri; Cypriniformes; Cyprinidae
Gene: mapre3a
Product: microtubule-associated protein, RP/EB family, member 3a
Exons: 7
Coding region: 126-947 (273 amino acids)
Molecular function (GO): microtubule binding
Source: RefSeq, a predicted model, not a curated record
GUGGCGCUAUUGACCGUAACUAGGCAGCAGCGCAUAUCUGGCAACCCACAGUCCAGCGGAGAGCAGAGUAUUGCAUUCUGCCAGUGUAAUAUCAACAUUGGAAAGGACGCAUUCAGAAUACAGAGAUGGCAGUGAAUGUAUACUCCACAUCGGUAACAAUUGAGAACCUGAGCCGACAUGACAUGUUGGCAUGGCUGAAUGACUCCCUUCAGCUCACCUACACCAAAAUAGAACAAUUAUGUUCAGGGGUGGCUUAUUGUCAGUUCAUGGACAUGUUGUUCCCAGGGUGUAUUCUUUUAAAGAAAGUGAAAUUUCAAGCAAAGCUGGAACAUGAGUUUAUACAUAACUUCAAAGUACUCCAAGCGGCUUUCAAGAGGAUGAACGUUGAUAAAAUAAUUCCUGUGGAAAAAUUAGUGAAAGGAAAAUUCCAGGACAACUUUGAAUUCGUCCAGUGGUUUAAAAAAUUCUUCGAUGCCAAUUAUGACGGGAAAGAGUAUGAUCCCAUUCAAGCUAGACAGGGCCAAGAUGUGGCGCCUCCACCAAAUCCAGGUGAACAUUUUUCCCACAAACCCAAGAGAACUGGUCCCUCAGGGCCUCAGAGAAUAUCGCCAACAGUACCUAAAAACAUGCCCACACCCCAGAGGGUGACCACCACCAUAAGGAAGAACCCCACACAUGCCCGAAAUGGGGGAAGUGAUGCUGAAAUCAUGGAGCUUAAUCAACAGUUGAUGGAGCUGAAGUUAACCGUAGAUGGUCUGGAGAAGGAGAGAGAUUUCUACUUCAGCAAACUUCGAGACAUUGAACUGAUCUGUCAAGAAAAUGAGACUGAAAACAACCCCAUUAUCAGUGGGAUAAUUGACAUUCUGUAUGCUACAGAGGAUGGCUUUGCACCACCAGAAGAUGAUGAAAUAGAUGAGCAGGCCCACUUGGACCAGGACGAAUACUGAGCAUCCUCCUCUUCACCAUUUCCUCUCCCCACCAACAUGAAUGACUCCCCUCUGUCGCACGCUGUUAAUAUCCUCUCAGUUUCCCACAAAUGUAUGGGCUCACCAUUUAUACUCUAUCUCUUUGUCCUCUGACUCUGGUUUAUGCACUACAUAGGCAUCAACAAACACUGGCCGUCCUCACCCCCAUCCAGACAGUAGCACCAACAACAACACAUCCUAGCCGUCACAGCAUGACAGAGAGAAUGAACAAAAGAAAAGGCAUCAUAGAUCGUGGGUAGCACAAUGCACUGAAAACUAAUGUAAAUACUGUGAUGGAAAAGACAUUUUUGAAGAAAAAGAAAAAAGAAAAAGAAAAAAAAUGUUGCUUGGAAUGCAGUUAUUGCUUGUGUGAUUUUGAUACACAUUUUCUCUGAGGUCUGUCUCCGCUCCAUUCAGUAUGAAAUGAUCAGUAUCAUCUGUGUCUUCAGCUUCAGUCUGCCUCUCUCACUGACUGUACACUUUUAAAGGGAUAAAUCACACAGAAAUGUCUGUAAUCAAUUUCUUACCCACACGUUGUUCCAAACCUGUAUGACUUUCCUUCAUGGAACAAACGAAGAAGGUUGCUCAUUUUCACAUGACUCCAGUAAAUAGGUACUGAAGCUUUUAAGCUUGAAAAAGGACACAAAUGAACCAUAAAAGUUCAUAUGAGUCAUAUGCUAUAUUCCAAGUCGCUUUGAGUACACCUGUGACCAGGGGAUCAUUGAGUUGAUGAAAAUCUAAUGAAAACACCAACAAGAUCUAGAGAAGAUGUCAAGAUUUUAAAGUAAAUAAUGAAAUAGAGGCACACUUGUAAGAUUUCUUUAGAUCUCUACUGAAGAUUGAAAGCUUUGGUUUCCAUUCAUUGUACAACCAAAAUAUCAUACAUGUUUGGAACGACAUGAAGGUGAGUAAAUAAUGACAGAAUUAAAUUUUUUGAUGAACUAUCCCAUUAAAAGACUAAAAACAGCAGACUUUAUCAGGAAGAAUGCCAGUAAUAUAUUACGAAUAUUUUAUAUCUUCAAAGACACUGAUGUCAUGUUUGUCGGUAACAUGAUGGAAAAAGAUUCUCAGCUGUAGAGAGGAAUUUUAUACUUUUGAAAUAUGGCAAGUGACAGGGUAAAUAAAAAUAAAUAAACAAACAAACAAACAAAAAAUGACAUGAAAAUAUGUCAGCGUGGCUUUAAAAUGUGUGAGACAACAGUAACUUAUGGCACAGGUUGUUUUGCUUAUACCCAGGGAGCAUGUGAAUGUUAUACAAUUGAUGAGUGAUUGUUUGAAAAUCCUAUUUUUCUCUUGUGCUUGAUUGUGACAUUAUUUUUACACAUCAAAACAGAAACUCACCAAAUGGAUGGAAAGUGGUAUUACCGUCAAAUUGAACCAUUGAGCAUGUGGGCCAGUACUCAUCGAUACUGUGUACAUUUUAUUUUGGUGGCAAUCAAACGUGAUACUACUGAUCAGGUGAGGUCAUGUCGAAUUGAACUGACGUUUGCUGCUAGUGUUGCUGCGUUUAUGCGUUUUGUUUUGUAUUUAUUUCACUCAGCUAUUGAAUGUGCAUUCUUAACUGUAAAUCAUAUCAGAUUUGUAUAAGGCCCUGAUCAAAUUAAACAGAGAUGCUAGAUGUCAUUGGUUGAAUCUACUUCUCUCUGUGGUGAGAACCUGAGUCAUCUUGUAUUGUUUCAGUAUGGCCAUAAUUGUGUUUGCAUAGUUUUGAGUAAAUAAACAUUUGUGAAAAUCGA